UCCUCUUCCGGUGUCUGUGCCCCUGUCCACCUCCUCUUCCCCAAGGUCAGAUCUCGGCCGGCGUCGCGCGGAUUUCCCUCUUCGGCCGCCGGAGUACAAUAGCCCCUGUUGCCCGCCAUGACCAACCCGUCUUCCGGCUCUCCGCUGCCUGAGCACAUCAUCAAACAGAUCCAGGAACAGGUCCGCGAGACGGAGCGCACACGGCUGCUCGCCAUCCGGAAGAACAUUCUCCAGGCCGAGGAGCAGGCGCAGGCGAAUGAACGCCACCGAAAGACCCUGGCCUCUGCGUCUGGCGCCCGGCGUUCGGGUGGCGCUCGAUCCGGCGAUCGGGCGUCCUCGUCGUCGUCCUCUUCCGCGCGCGGGGCGCGGGGCACCGGCGCCGAGUCGGCUCGGAUCUCCCCACCCAGGCCGCGUGCAGAGCGCCCUAGCCCGGCAAAUGCUCCCCCGGCACCGAAGCUCAGCUUCCAAGAGAAGAUGCGCCGGGCCCUGGCCAACACCAAGUCCUCGCUCGAGUCGACGUCGACCCUGAAUGCCAGCCUCGAUCGGCCGGUGUAUGUGGCGCCGAAAACCGGCACCGGGCGGCCGGCGGAUGCACGCCCCCGGCCCCGGCCGGCAGCCCCGCCAGUCCCUGUGGCCUUUGGCGCUCGGCCGGCUCCCGGCGGGACCGGCGCUUCCCCCGGCUCACGACCGACAUUGGCCAACAGCGCACCGCCCCCCUCGCGCGGGACACCUCCUCCUGGUCGGGCAGCUGCCUCGGCGGCCCCCGCGGCCGGUCGUGGGCCUCCCCCGGCGGGAGCCGGGCCACCAGGCGACCGGCGUUCCUCGGCCGCCGGUGGGCCCGAUCGGCCCGCGCCGCCAGCCUCCGGCACUCCGCCGAUGUCUGGCGGCUCAAAUGCCCCGGCUCGGACACACAUGCCCGGACGCCCGGGCCCCGGCAUGGCGGCGUAUGGCGCCCGGCGGCCGGAUCUGGCGGCAUAUGGCGCCCGGCGACCGGACCUGGCCGCGCGCGCGGCCCCGCCCGGGCGUACUCAGGCACCGGUUCGGGCGCGCGCACAGCCACGGCCCAAGCCCCGUCCGCGGCGCUCCUCCGGCUACGACUCCGAUGAGGACUUCCUCAACCCGUCGCGCUUUUCCGACGACCUGCAAAGCGACUAUGAUGAGGAUGAUGAGGAUGAUGAUGACUUCAUUGUGUCGGACGAGGACGACGAGGAAUCCACCGCGGCCAUCCGGCAAAUCCGCCAAAUCUCCGGCUACAACCCCGCCAAGUACCGGCAUCUUGAUGCGAUGGACGAUCGGUCGAUGGAAAGCGGCCUGGCGGACAUUCGCCGCGAGGAGCGUCGGAGCUCGCGCAUCGCCCAAGAGGAGGAUGCCGAGGAGGAAGAGCGAGAGCGGCGCCUCUCCAAGCGCCAGCGCUACUAGCCGGUCUCGCGCCAUCCUCCUCUGCCUGCUUGCGCACGCUGGCAUUCGCGCCAUAGAUUGCAUGCGCGAGUCGGCCGAUGGCGGAGGGGGGGGGGGGGGUUGCCUUGGGCCUCCUUUUCUCCCCCUCCGUCGCCCCUU
Fonticula alba is the source of this 1557-nucleotide messenger RNA. RefSeq lists its product as hypothetical. Gene Ontology annotation, molecular function: histone binding; DNA binding. The transcript is spliced from 4 exons. The record is from RefSeq and is a predicted model, not a curated record. Bases 118 to 1419 code for a protein of 433 amino acids. NCBI's taxonomy places the organism in Eukaryota, Rotosphaerida, Fonticulaceae. Gene Ontology annotation, cellular component: nucleolus. Gene Ontology annotation, biological process: regulation of DNA-templated transcription; nucleosome assembly.